This is a messenger RNA of Malurus melanocephalus (red-backed fairy wren), 949 nucleotides long. RefSeq names its product coiled-coil domain containing 122 (gene CCDC122). The transcript has 4 exons. The record is from RefSeq and is a predicted model, not a curated record. The coding region runs from base 13 to 807 and encodes 264 amino acids. Lineage: Eukaryota; Metazoa; Chordata; Aves; Passeriformes; Maluridae.
CUUCUGCCUAAAAUGGCCACGCAAAAUUCCCAGUCACUAGCUGAAGUUGUAAAACAAGUUGCAGAGCAGCAGCAUUCACAGCUGUCAGACAUAGGAAAAUGCAAAACAGUUCUUUUCCAAUUGCAGGCAAAGCUUCAGGAACUAGAAAAAGAAAUGAAUUCUGUUCUGUUAGAAACAAAGACAACAGAAAGRGAAAUACAUCUGCAAGAUGAUGCCAUAGAAGUGACAAAAUAUCAGUGUGAAAAUCUGGAGGCCCAAGUCAGAGCCCUGUAUUCUGAAAAUUUAAAGYUGAGAUGCGAUGCAGAAACAGUACAAGAGGAGUUUGAGAUGAUACUUGCAAGAAAUAAUGAGUAUCGAGGGAAAAUAAAGGAUCAUAAACACCUCUUUUGGGAGAUGGAAAGUAAAAUGCCAGUUAUGAUUGAACUUGAUAAAAAGAAAGCUGUGGUUGAAGAAUUAAAGACAAAGAAAGAGGAGUUAAUGCGUGAUUUCCAGAAUCCAGAGGGAUCUGUUAUUAAACAAGUGCAGGAAGAAAUCACACUUUUAGAAAGUGAAGUCACAACAUUAAAAGAUUUCAUCAAUAAAAAAACAGAUUUGCUGGAAGAAGAGAAAAAAAAGCAUGCUAAGCUUAGAAAAGAAAUUGAGGUACAGAAUAAGAGAUACGAUGCUAUUUUAAAACGUUUGCAUUGUCAACUGAACAAAAUCCAUUCAAAUAAAAGRCAAUGGCACUGGAACAUUCAGCAGCUGGAGAAGAAGGCUGCAGAACUGAGAAAGUGUCUUGGAGUCACAGAGUUACAAAACAUCAUGUAAGCAACUUAACAAAGCUAGCAUGUGGAUAAUCUUUUCCAGGCAGUGGAGAUUUUUUUUUCUGGAAAUGCUACAAAUCUUAAAUAACCUGAUAGCUGUGUCAGGCCUCAGUGAUUUAUUAAUUAAAUUAAAAAUUUUCUCUCAU